GUGACUACUUGGUGUUCCCUCAAAAUAACGAUGGCUGCUCGAGAAAGUGUCACUCAACUUAUGAGGUUGAUUUCUUCUGCUUCUUGCAAGUGUCCACAUCAUUCACAAAAAUUUAGUUCUGCAUUACCAGGCGCCCAUGUGUGCAGUAGCAAGCAUCAUGCAACCAGCGCAGCACCUGAUUCUAGCUCAAAGGAGUAUGCGUUUGAGAUGGCAAUGUCCAACAUAAGAUAUGGAGAGGGAGUGACACAGGAAGUUGGAAUGGACCUCAACAACCUUGGGUGCAAGAAGGUCGUGCUUUUCACAGAUGAAGGAAUAAAAGCAACUCCUAUCCACAGUGCAGUUCUCGACUCUCUCAAUAAAAACAAUGUCAACUAUGACAUCUACGAUAGAACCAGGGUAGAGCCAUCUGAUAAAAGUUUUAAAGAUGCCAUAGAAUUCUGUAGAGCUGGUAGCUAUGAUGGUUAUCUGGCAGUGGGAGGGGGGUCUGUCAUGGACACUUGUAAAGCAGCCAAUCUCUAUGCCUCUAAACCAGAUGCUGACUUUAUGGAUUAUGUUAAUGCUCCAAUAGGGAAGGGACUUCCUGUUACACAUAAAGUCAAUCCCAUGUUAGCAAUCCCCACUACAUCAGGAACUGGUAGUGAGACCACAGGGGUUGCUGUGUUUGAUCUCGAAGAUAUGAAGGCCAAGACUGGUAUUGCUAACCGCGCCAUACGUCCCUUACUGGGUAUUGUUGACCCCCUACAUACAAGAUACAUGCCAGAGAGGGUUUUUGCAUACAGUGGAUUUGAUGUGCUAUGCCAUGCUUUAGAGUCUUACACAGCUCUUCCAUUCAACGAGCGUACUCCUCGUCCAUUGGACCCAAAAGAAAGACCAGCAUACCAGGGCAGUAAUCCAAUCAGUGACAUAUGGUCCAAACAUGCACUGAGAAUCGUUUCAAAGUAUUUCAAGAGAGGUGUGUACAAUGCAGAUGAUAUGGAGGCCAGGUCUAACAUGCAUUUGGCCAGUACUAUAGCUGGAAUAGGCUUCGGUAAUGCUGGAGUACAUCUAUGUCAUGGGCUUUCCUACCCUAUUGCUGGAAUGGUGAGGAGUUUCAAACCAGAUGGAUAUGUAGCUGACCAUCCAACAGUGCCUCAUGGUCUGUCUGUUGUGAUCACGUCCCCUCAAGUGUUUGACUUCACUGCCCCUGCCUGCCCAGAGAGACAUCUCGAAGGAGCUGAAUUAUUAGGUGCUGAUAUCACUAAUGCUAAGAGGGCAGAUGCUGGUAAGAUCCUUGCUGAUGUAAUGAGGGGUUACAUGCAUGACAUGAAGAUAGAAGACGGACUGAAGCCAUUGGGAUAUACAACAGAUGACAUCCCUGCCAUGGUAGAGGCAGUUAAACCACAGACCAGGGUAACAAAACUAUCACCUAGGGAGAAGACAGAUGAUGACAUUGCGAUGAUCUUCGAGAAAUCAAUGUCUGUUUACUGAGACUUUUAUGUCAUAAAUUAAAGAAACUCAGCAAUUUGAGACUAUGCAAUAAUUAAUGAUAAUUUCUGGAUGAAAAUACAAUUAUGGACACAAAUGGAGUUGUGGUGGACAUUUUCCGCAUUAAAUAUGUGAUAGGGAAAACAGUAUUAUCAUGUAGGGGGUUUCUGUAUGAUACUGGUUGGAACAGUUAGUGUACUUAUUGAUAAAAAUGCUCAAUUAACUUUUCAGUAAUUGAAUAGACAAAUAUACAAGUUAUGUAGACAUUUAGUACCAUAUAGUAGUACACUUUUAUUUUAGUACAAAAUAUAUACAAUAAGAUAAACAUGAUUUUUUGUAAAUUUUACCUCAGGUCAAUGGCACAACAGAUCUCAAUUAUGAUUAACAAUAAUAAAUAAAUAAAUAUAAAUAAUUGAAAGAACAUUACUUAAGUUGAGUUCAAUAUUUGAGAUAGAUAAUAACAUAACAAAAACAUCUGUAAUCCAUUUGAAUAACAUCAUAAAUUAGUUCUGAUAACAUGAAUAAACCAUUUUUUAAUAACAACCAUUUUUGUACCAAAAUUGUGAC
This is a messenger RNA of Owenia fusiformis, 2031 nucleotides long. NCBI's taxonomy places the organism in Eukaryota, Metazoa, Annelida, Polychaeta, Sabellida, Oweniidae. The record is from the annotation of a GenBank genome assembly.